Messenger RNA from Globicephala melas (long-finned pilot whale), 3302 nucleotides. It is a transcript of the gene IL15, whose product is annotated as interleukin 15. Gene Ontology annotation, cellular component: extracellular region. The record is from RefSeq and is a predicted model, not a curated record. NCBI's taxonomy places the organism in Eukaryota, Metazoa, Chordata, Mammalia, Artiodactyla, Delphinidae. Gene Ontology annotation, molecular function: cytokine receptor binding; cytokine activity. Gene Ontology annotation, biological process: positive regulation of T cell proliferation; positive regulation of immune response; neutrophil activation.
CGGCAGGCGGAGGGCGAGGGACGCGCGCCUGGCCAGCCCAGCCCAGCUGCGGGGUUCGGAGAAAGCGAGGUCCGGCGGCACAGAGCGCUGAGUUCUGCACCUCAUCGAGCUCAGAAAGUUCAAGAAAGGAAGUAUUCUGGAUGGAUGGCUGCUGGAAACCCAAUGCCUUAGCCAGCUCUUCUUCAAUACUUAAGGAUUUACUCUGGCAUUGAGUAAUGAGAAUUUUGAAACCAUAUUUGAGAAGUACUUCCAUCCAGUGCUACUUGUGUUUACUUCUGAACAGUCAUCUUUUAACUGAGGCUGGCAUUCAUGUCUUCAUUUUGGGUUGUAUCAGUGCAGGUCUUCCUAAAACAGAAGCAAACUGGCAGCAUGUAAUAAGUGAUUUGAAAAGAAUUGAAGAUCUUAUUCAAUCUAUACAUAUGGAUACCACUUUAUAUACUGAAAGCAAUGCUCAUCCCAGUUGCAAAGUAACAGCGAUGAAAUGCUUUCUCCUGGAGUUACAUGUGAUUUUGCAUGAGUCCAGAAAUUCAGACAUUAACGAUACAGUAGAAAACCUUAUCAUCCUAGCAAACAGCAGUUUAUCUUCCACUGAGUAUAAAACUGAAUCGGGAUGCAAGGAAUGUGAGGAGCUGGAGGAAAAAAAUAUUAAAGAAUUUUUGAAGAGUUUUGUACAUAUUGUGCAAAUGUUCAUCAACCCUUCUUGAGUGCAGCUAAUCCUUUUCAGCAUUUCUAUUAUUAACAAACAUCUCCCCACUGCUUAGAGGCAACAACGAAACACUCAGCAUUUCAAAUAUGCUGCCAAAAUAAAUUCUUCUGGCAAGAGGAUGAUCAGGAUCUUUGAUCGGAUGAACUCACAGAAAUGAAGGCCGAACAAUGGCAUUGAGUACCAUGGUGUCUACGAACGCAGGACUUAUUUUAUUCAUUUAUUUUUAAUUUAUUAUUGAGAUUGUACAUAUUUGUAGCAUAAUGUAAAAUGUUGAAUAAAAUUGUGUAUAUAUUUUAUCUUUUGAAAUUGCACUGAUAUUUUAUGUCAUAAGAAAAUAGAGGGUGUUUGGUUCAAGGGUGAUAGUCAAAUUAUUUAACAACAACUGGGGCUGGACACCACUGCUGUAGGUAAAGAGGAUGCCCCAACCAAUGUGGAAAUUGACUACCAGCCUUCCUUUACUUCUCCUUUAGGUGUAGCACUUGGAGGGAGAAUUGACUACCAACGAGAAAGGAGGAACUACAUGUGAGACCAGUAAUUCUGUUAUUGAUAUAUAAAGCGCUUGUUAUGAGAGAGAGAAUUUGCAAGUACCCGGCAUGGAAUGUGCAUCAGUCCAUCUCAGGUGGGGAUGGCAAUAAUAAACCUUCACUGAUAGGUGGAACUGUGUAUCAAAAACUAAUGAUUGCACCGGUGUUUAUAUUUCAUGCUUCCCCAAGUACAGGUAUUUUAUUUUUCCACAUUGUAUUUGCCAUGUUUGUAUAAUAAAAAACUGCUGAUGAGUUAAAGUCAACAUGAUCUGGCAUAAAAUAAUUGUUUCUAUUAUUUUUUAGUAUACUGUCUAAAAUUUUCAAACUCUUUUCAAAUGGAACUGACUGAAAUGAAAUAUUCUCAUUUCAUCACAAAUUUCUUUCCCCCGGUUCACUUCUGGCAGUCUUUACUGAGAGACUAAAUGGCAGGAAUUGAUCUCCUAAGAACUGGAUUUCUUUCCAUUUCACAGUACAAACCAUUUCUCUAUUGAAACAUUCUUUUGGAGUCCAGUGCCCCAUCCAGGCUCAUGUAUCUCAUUCUUUUAGUCAAUGUAUGCUUAAAAUUUUCUUUCAAGAUAGUUUUAGAGAAAUCUGUAUUCCAUUUCACUUCCAAAGAGUCCUGUGUUUGCUCUCAGUUCAUUCCCUGAUCUCAGUCCAGACAAAUAGACAAAAGCAGCCAUUGGGAUUGUACCAGUUUAUUAAAUUUCAUUUGAAAUGGAAUUUUUGAUAAUGCAAUUGUUUUGUUUAUUGUAUCAGAAGGUACUAAACAGCAAUUUUAAAAGUUAAAAUACAGAUUUUUUGAUAAUUAUUCAAUUAGAGGUCAAAUUAUUGUAAUAAGUCAAGAAAAUUUUACUAUGUGCAUUAAACCCAAAUACAUUACAGGAAUUCUGUUUUUAGUUUAAUCUUUCUAGAUGGCGAAUAAUAAUGUCUAAAACAUGACAAUAUAUUUCUUUGAGAUAAAAAUAGUCUAGAUGGAAUGAUGGCAUUUGUAAACCACAGUCAUGAUCAUGCUUCUGCUCUUUUAUUUUGGUUCUUGUGGUACAACAUUUUGGUCUGUGACUUGGAUAAAGAUAGAAGGGGUGCUUAUCAAAUUUGUGGAAUAUGUAAAUUAUGUAACAGAAUAAAAAUUUACAAUUGCCUCAGACUAGAAGGAAGUGCCAGUGUAACAAGAUGAAAAUUAACAAGGAUGUUCAAAGAGUUCCGUACUUGGCCACAAUAAUGAACUGCAAGAGAAGGAAUAAGGAAGAUGCAGCUGGAUUCAGCAAAAAAAGAUUUUAGGUUUUUAUGCACUAGUAACUCAGUGUAAGUUGACAGUUUGAUAUGACUAUUAAAAAGGCAAUUGCGAUUGUUGGCUACUUUCAUAUAAAUAUAUUACUUAGGUCAGUAUUUUUAAAGUGUGACCAAUGGCAUCAAAAUCACCUGGAAGCUGUUAUGUUUGUUUGUUUUUUGUCUUUUACAGUAUUGAGAAAUAAUUGGCAUACAUCGCUAUAUAUGUUUAAGAUAUAGAGCAUGAGGUUUGAUUUACAUAUAUUGUGAAAUGAUUAACAAAAUAGGCUUGGCUAACGUCAUCUUCUCAUAUAGAUACAAUAUAAAGAAAAGAAAGAAAAAAGAAAACAGGAAAAAAAAUUUCUCCUUGAGAUGAGAACUUAAAGAAUUUACUCGCUGGGACUUCCCUGGUGGUACAGUGGUUAAGAAUCCGCCUGCCAACGCAGGGACACGGGUUCGAGCCCUGGUCCAGGAAAAUCCCACAUGCCAUGCAGCAACUAAGCCCAUGCACCGCAACUACUGAGCCUGCGCUCUAGAGCCCGUGAGCCACAACUACGGAGCCUGCGUGCCUAGAGCCUGUGCUCUGCAACAAGAGAAGCCACCACAAUGAGAAGCCUGCACACUGCAACAAAGUCACCCACACUCACCGCAACUAGAGAAAGCCCGUGUGCAGCAACGAAGACCCAAUGCAGCCAAAAAUAAAUAAAUUUAUUUUUUUUAAAAAGGAAUUGGGCUUCCCUGGUGGCACAGUGGUUGACAGUCCGCCUGCCGAUGCAGGGGACGUGGGUUCCUACCCCGGUCCGGGA